GGGGCGGAAGGGAGCGCCCGGCGCGGCGGGUGCCGGGAGCGCCGCCGCCGCCGGUCCGCGCCGCCAUGCGGAAGUUCUUCCAGGAGAUCAAGGCCGACCUGAAGUUCAAGACCGCGGGGCCCGGCCAGAAGCUCUCGGAGCCGGCCCGGGUCCCCAAGGAGAAGCCAAAAGCUGAGGCAGCACCGAAGCCUCGGCAGGGACCUACCAAUGAGGCCCAGAUGGCGGCAGCUGCGGCGCUGGCCCGCAUGGAGCUGAAGCCCAAGGCCAGGCUGCCCUCGUCCCAGGAGGCCAUCAAGAAUCAGGUGAGAAAGGAGCUGAUGGCAGAGGCAGCUGCAAGUGAGAAAGGGGUCUCUGCAGAGGUAAAGGACGCAGAGUCCCCAGACAAGGAAGAGGCGGCUGGACUCUCUGUGUCAGGGGUCUAUUUCAUUUGCCCGUUGACUGGUGCCGUUGUAAGGAGAGACAUGAAGGAAAAGCACAUCAGAGAAGCCAUCUUGUCAUAUUUCUCUGUAGACCCAGUGGCAGCCUCAAUCAUGGAGAUUCACACCUUCAAUAAGGACCGAGAGAAAGUGCGAGUGGGCGUGGAGACCAUAGCUAAAUAUCUGGAUAAUAUCUAUCUUCAUCCAGAGGAGGAGAAGUACCGGAAAAUCAAACUGCAGAACAAAGUGUUUCAGGAAAGGAUAAGCUGCCUGGAAGGGAUACACAAAUUUUUCCAGGCUAUUGGGUUUGAGACAAAAACACUACCUGUUCCAGGACAAGAGACCACAGAGGAGUACUACAUACUGAAGGAAGAAAUGCUGACCAGGUUGGAAGACCUAAAGGACUACAAAGAGCAGCUUUUAAGCUCUGAGCCAGUGAGAGCCCAGCUAGAUCGCCAGCUCUGUUUAUUUAAACCAUCACCUGAAGCUGCUCGGUUUGAGCUGCCAAAUGACUUCUACAACCUCACUGCAGAAGAGAUCAAACGAGAGCAAAGGCUCCGGACAGAAGCAGUGGAGAAAGCCUCAAUGCUGAGGACAAGAGCCAUGCGGGAGAAAGAUGAACAAAGGGAAAUGCGGAAGUACAACUACACCCUGGUACGAGUCCGGUUUCCUGAUGGAUACAUUCUCCAAGGGACAUUCUAUGCACGAGAAUCAAUAUCUAUGCUCUACAAUUCUGUGAGGGAAGCACUCACCAAUGACUGGCUGCCCUUUGAGCUGCUGGGACCCGGAGGUCUCAAACUGACAGAUGAGAACUUGGCCUUCAAUGAAUGUGGGUUGGUGCCCUCUGCCCUCCUGACCCUUGUCUGGGAUGCAUCAGUCAUGGCAGACAUUCAGGCUGCAGGAGAAGAGCAGUCAGCAAGCCCCCUGAAACCAGAACUCCUCUCCAGGGUCCAGACACUGUCAUGAAAUAAAGGGGAGUGGAUUCAGGGCUGAUGAUUUUAAACUGUUCCCUCAUUUCCCUACACAGAGCUUCCAGCUUUGUGACCUUGGAAAUGACUUGUUUUAGCUCAAUGCAGUGAAAGUCUAGAUUUUGCCAUGCCACAAUCCUUGCUGUCAUCUCCACAAUGCCAGCAGCUAUACACUAGGGCAGUCUUGCCCACAAAGACAUUUACAUAGCUGCUUUUAAAACCAAGUUCUAGCAGUUACUGUUGAGGUAUUUUCUAGAUGAUGAUGAAGUACCCCUCUCCUCCCUUCAAGGAAGGAUUAGGUUCUACUACAAGGCUGGAUUACCAAUGAUGGGCUGGGCUUAGAACUCAGCUUUUCCUUUUGCUUCUGUGUGCACUGUUAACUCCUAUUGGAGAUUAAGUCCUAUUGGAGAGAGUAUAUUUAGAUAAACUUUGUCAAGUCUGAUUAAAUGGAAUAUUUAAUGA
Rhea pennata is the source of this 1846-nucleotide messenger RNA. It is a transcript of the gene UBXN6, whose product is annotated as UBX domain protein 6. NCBI's taxonomy places the organism in Eukaryota, Metazoa, Chordata, Aves, Rheiformes, Rheidae. The coding region runs from base 66 to 1382 and encodes 438 amino acids. The record is from RefSeq and is a predicted model, not a curated record. The transcript has 11 exons. Gene Ontology annotation, molecular function: protein binding. Gene Ontology annotation, cellular component: cytoplasm.